Messenger RNA from Triticum turgidum subsp. durum (durum wheat), 3489 nucleotides. The record is from the annotation of a GenBank genome assembly. NCBI's taxonomy places the organism in Eukaryota, Viridiplantae, Streptophyta, Magnoliopsida, Poales, Poaceae.
AUGCCCCCGCGCCGGCGCAUUCUGUGGCCUCGCAAGCCCCCGAGGGCUUCAAGCUUCGAUUCGGCCGAUUUGGUCGGGUCCGGGCUCUGCAAAGCGCGGCCUUUUAAGCUUGACGGCGCCUCCUGCCAAGCAUUCUGCCAGGUCUCGCUGCUGAUAUUGGAGGGAAACAUGGCGGAGAACAUCGAUCUGGUGCUGGAGUUCCUCAAGAAGAACCGGUUCGCCAAGGCCGAGGCCGCGCUCCGCGGGGAGCUCAGCGCCACCACCAACGGGCAGAGGCGCGCGGCCGAGCCCUCGCCCAAGGAGGAGGACGAGCGGGACGGCUCCGAGGCGGGCUCCGCCGCGGGGCCGAGAGGCGCCGCUUCUUCCGUGAGAAGCGCAGACUCGUCGAGGGAGUUCAUUGUCAAGGAGAUUGACGUCGGAGGCCUGGCGAAUGGAUCUGAUGGGAAGAAGGGGCUCGGGAUUGGCCUGCCUCUGGAGAACAGCAACACAGGGGAUCUGUAUCCGUGGAACUUCAGCAUUGCCAACAGCACCGUGGAGCAGCUGGCUGAGCUUCUGGUGUCUGAGGAAGUGCCAAGGCAUCGCCGCACGUUGUUAACUGAGAAGAGGGACCGUGGUGUUGGGACCGAGCAGCCUGGUCCGGUGCUGGAGCAGAAGGUGUCGUUUGGAAGAGGGAAGGGGAAAGUUGACACCGCAGGGAGAAGUGAAGUCAGUGAACCAGGCCAUUCGAGUGACAAGAAUCUGGUCCCAGAAAAGGAGGAGCCCUUGAAUGGCUAUGCAGUCAAGACAGUGCUUCCGUUUCCUACAGAAAUCCCGUCGUCUAGUUAUCAUAGUACGCACCAGGAUGGAAAUGAGAGGAAAGAUACGAAGAAGAGCGUCAAUGCCGAUGGUUCGGGAAAAGCAGCAAAGAGGCAGCCUGAUGAGGGGAGCAGGCAGUAUUACCCAGGGAAGUCCCAGAGUAAUGUGGAUCACGUUGCUGACCGUUGCUUCGACCUGCAGCUUAUGGGAAAUAGCCAACGCGAAGAGUUUCCAAAGUUGCCUCCUGUGCGUCUCAAGUCCGAGGAUAAGCUUGUUAAUAUGAACUGGGAGGAGAAGAUCGAUCAUCAUGGAUCUGGAUCCAACGACCCUAGUACUGACCAUGUCUUUAUGAUUGGCUCUUAUCUUAAUGUUCCCAUUGGGCAGGACAUUACAUCAUCAGGUGGAAGACGCACGGUUGGCAGUAGUUGGUUAUCCGUCAGCCAAGGCAUUGCAGAGGAUACUCCUGACAUGGUUUUUGACACACUUGGUGAUGAUUUGCUUGAGUAUCCAAAUGAGUAUUGGGACUCUGAUGAGUAUGACGAUGACGACGAUGUUGGCUACACCCGACAACCAAUUGAGGAUGAAACUUGGUUUCUUGCACAUGAGAUUGACUAUCCUAGUGACAAUGAGAAGCCAACUGGUCACACAAGUGGUGCUGAUCGACAUGAUCGUCCUACAAAGGAUGAUGAUGAUGACCAAUCAUUUGUUGAAGAGGAUUCUUACAUAUCUGGUGAGCAGUAUUUUCAUGGGAAAAACAUCGCACCGAUAGGUACUUCGGAGCGGCCAAUAGGACAUGGGAUUCCUGAUAAUGAUAUGAUAGCCCAGUAUGAUGGUCAACUUUUGGAUUCAGAAGAACUAAAUUUGAUGCAUUCUGAACCAGUAUGGCAGGGUUUUGUGUCACAGAAUAGUGAACUAGGCAUGUUAGGAAAUGGGAAAUUCCUUAAUGAUUCUGCACGACCUCAUCCUGAUGACCCUUUUGUUGAGGAUGAUCAGCACGGUUCAGUCAGGUCAAUUGGUGUUGGUAUAAGUAGUGAUGCUGCUGACAUUGGCAGUGAGGUGCGUGAAAGUCUGAUUGGAGGAAGCAGUGAAGGGGACAUAGAAUACUUCAAUGAAAGUAAUCUGAGUGUUAGUGGAAAGAGACACUCUCAGCAAGAAACGGAAAAGAAAAAGGUUAAUGCGAAUGGAGCCAAACAGGACCAAAUAAAUUAUGAUAUCCAAAAGGGCAAUAUGCCACCAGGAGCAGCUUAUGGUGAUGGUGGAUUUUCUUUUCCACCGCCACUGCAUUCUGGAAAAAAUACCGAAUCAGAUGUUAAGUCUUCAUGGUCAAAGAAGGAUGAUUAUUCAAUCAAUGAUCCUGAUGACUGCCAAAAUGGCACAGUAUCAGAUGAUACACUUGCCACAUGGAAGAAAAGGAACAGUGUCUCUUCCCUAAGGAGCUCUCGAGAUGAAAUGACUUCUGAUGUUGUUAGAUCAAGAAACUCAAGCGCAUCGUCUGCUCUGAACAAUACUUAUGAUGAAGUGGAGGAAACAAUGAAUGCUCGUCAUCAGAAACUAGAUGAUGCACAAGAAGAGGAGACCGGUACCACGUUAGAUGACGAGGAAGCAGCAGCAUUGCAAGAACAAGUAAGGCAGAUAAAGGCCCAGGAGGAAGAAUUUGAAACUUUCAAUCUGAAGAUUGUGCAUAGGAAAAAUAGAACUGGUUUCGAAGAAGACAAAAAUUUCCAUGUUGUUCUCAAUUCUGUUAUUGCUGGUCGUUACCAUGUCACGGAGUAUUUGGGAUCAGCAGCGUUCAGCAAAGCUAUCCAGGCACAUGAUUUACACACAGGAAUGGACGUGUGUGUUAAAAUCAUUAAGAACAACAAAGAUUUUUUUGACCAGAGCCUUGAUGAGAUCAAGCUUCUGAAAUAUGUGAACAAGCAUGACCCUGCUGACAAGUACCACCUUUUGCGCCUAUAUGAUUACUUCUACUAUCGGGAACAUUUGUUGAUAGUUUGUGAACUUCUGAAGGCAAAUUUGUAUGAAUUUCAAAAGUUUAACAGAGAAUCAGGAGGCGAGGUUUACUUUACGAUGCCAAGAUUACAGUCAAUAGCCAUUCAGUGUUUGGAGUCGCUACAGUUUCUGCAUGGACUUGGUCUUAUUCAUUGUGAUCUGAAGCCAGAGAAUAUAUUGGUAAAGAGCUAUAGUAGAUGUGAAAUUAAGGUCAUUGACCUUGGCAGUAGCUGUUUUGAGACUGAUCAUCUAUGCUCAUACGUUCAAUCGCGAUCUUACCGUGCACCUGAGGUUAUACUGGGCCUACCUUAUGACAAAAAGAUAGAUAUAUGGUCACUUGGAUGUAUUCUAGCGGAACUUUGCACUGGGAAUGUUCUUUUUCAAAACGAUUCUCCUGCGACAUUACUUGCACGUGUGAUGGGCAUCAUUGGUUCCAUAGAGCAAGCUAUGCUUGCACAGGGGCGUGAUACUUAUAAAUACUUCACAAAGAACCACAUGUUGUAUGAAAGAAAUCAGGAAAGUAGCAGGCUAGAAUACUUGAUUCCGAAGAAGACAUCAUUGCGGCACCGCUUGCCCAUGGCUGACCAAGGUUUCAUCGAGUUUGUUUCAUACCUUCUCGAGGUGAAUCCGAAGAAGCGCCCAAGCGCCUUGGAAGCAUUGAAACACCCGUGGCUUUCUUUUCCUUACGAGCCAAUAUCGUCAUGA